Molecule: messenger RNA, 2255 nt
Organism: Lindgomyces ingoldianus
Lineage: Eukaryota; Fungi; Ascomycota; Dothideomycetes; Pleosporales; Lindgomycetaceae
Product: Mis6-domain-containing protein
Exons: 8
Coding region: 1-2085 (694 amino acids)
Cellular component (GO): cytosol; nuclear body; kinetochore
Source: RefSeq, a predicted model, not a curated record
AUGCCUUCUAUUGCUGAUAAUACGUCCAGAACUCCAUCCAAGAAGAGAGCUAAAUCCAAGGUUUCUGACGCUAUUGAUGUUAUUUGCCGCCACGCGUUUGACAGAGGGCUUGACGAAGACUCUCUUCGAACUCUAGUCCAGAUAGCUGCACGAAAGACACAAUUAGACCAAACGAGUGUGGCUACUCUGGUCCAAAACCUGUAUCCUUCCCAGCAAGUGUCCGAGGAUGUCGUAGUAACCGUCGUUGGGGCACUAGGCCAGGGGAAGGGCAAACCGUCACCGGGAAUUCAGAAUGGUCUGGUCAAAUGGCUCACCUUCGUAUACGAAAUCCUUGAAGACCCCAGGACAUUAUCUCGUUUGUAUGGGGUGCUUUUUGGAAUGCUCGAUAUGAUUAGCAUCAGGACAUCACUGUGUCAUCUGCUCUCUCUGAUUACGCGGCGGAAGCAUGUGAAACCCUUUAGGAUUCAACAGCUACUAGAACUCUCCCGUAGUCUUGGGAACGAACCUGCAAUACAAGGCCUACUUCGCAUUUACAAGGAUUACUAUCCUGAUAUCAUUCUCGGAAGUACUGCUACAAGCCGGCGUUCUUUUCCUGCACGACCUGACCCUGAAUGGCGGGCGAGGAUACUUGCAGUUCAAGAAGCUAGCGCUAGAACGAAUGAGUCGCAGUCUAAGCAACACAAUGGCUUUAGAGUUCUAAGAAAAGGACCGAAGAGGAGCAAGGUGUCGGUUAUCCCCGAGGUGCACACAUUCCACGCCAAUGAGACGUCUGUGACACUGGAGGAGAUUGACACUGUGACAGAUUUCGUGGAAAAGCUCGAUAGGAUCGAGCUUCCAGGACAGCUUAUCUCGUUUCUGACGGAUCCCCUCCUGCAGAAAUACUUGAUGCUGAAGCAGUCGGAGAGAGCAUCAAGGAGAAUCAAUCUAUGGCUCUCGAUAUAUCUUGAAGAGGAAUAUGAGGCGGUGAGACGCGGCACUGGUACUUCAGAGUAUCUGGGUGAGCUUCUCGCGGGACUACACAAACAGACGCAGUACACAAAGACACUAUUACCUAUUACCUCAACGUUCCUCAAAGCAUACUUAAUGGUGUGGGACGGCGUUAAGGAUGUUGAUGCUAUCUUUGGCUUGCUCUCAUAUAUUCAGCUCCAGCCAUUUGAUGAUGCGUAUAACACCUUUCUCGGCCCUGCAGAGAAUGCUUUUGUAGUACAAAGCCCUGAGGCAUACUGCAAACUUCUAUCCUUCUACACAAACCUUUUGCGCCACUGGAUGGCUGAGGCGACUCCCCAGCCUUCUGACCCUAUCCAACUUGCAACUGGCUCUCCUGACCAACAGGCUCUUGAAGAACUAGUAGCACACGUCUCCAAGAUGUCCUCAUCGCUACUCCUUUCUAUUCCAACAGCCUCUAACGCUCCUCUGAUAUCCUCAAUCCUCUCAUUCUACGAGAUCUUGUCGUUCUCCUCUCAUCCACGAGUCGUUCCGAUCCUGCUUCCGUCCCUACAGCUAGCAUAUUUCUUAGCGCAGAGCCACGCUCUGGCUACAGUAUCACGAACCUACGGCAUAUAUGCGAAUUACAAGACAGCGUUCGACAAACAUCCUAAGCCUAUUCAAUCCUAUUAUCUCGUCUCGGUAACGAACUCAUUCAACAUGGUCUUGAGGGACAUUUACAACUCUCUGUGGGGAUCUAAAGCUCUCUUGGCAGUCGAAAGCAAGUCGCAUGGAUUUCUGUGCAUGCCGCCUUUACGAGCUUCUUUUCAAAUAUAUCUUGGAGACCUUGAUCAUGAGUAUGCUGUUGGGCUUGCCUUCGGGCUUUCACACAAUGCCUCACUGGCUUCGCUCUCUGCUGCUGCCUGGAGAUCCCUAGAAGAAGCUGAGAUCGAUGAUAAAGGAUAUGACCGAGACUAUGUCACCUGGCACACGGGUCCUGUGUCUCAGCGAAAGGUCGAGGUACUGAGUAAGAACGGAGGAGUGUCUGUUUCAUGGGACCAGUACCGGAUACACGUGCUGAAGUGGAUGGCUGAUAGAGGGUGCAGUGGCUUCAAAGACUUGUUGUCCGCUACAGUGUCGAAUAUCAAGGGCCGAGCCUAAUCAGAAGGGAACAGUUUCUAGAGAAAGCCUGAUUCUUUUGUUGGAGAUCCAUCCCUUUAUUUUGGGAGCUCUGUUGCAUCUCUUGUAUGGAUGAUUAUCCUGAGGUCUGUCUAUGAAGACUGCCACAUGCUCCAGUAGUAGUUAGUAUGUCCCAAAUUAUAGAAGAAUGC